Messenger RNA from Hyla sarda, 2491 nucleotides. RefSeq names its product myotubularin related protein 6 (gene MTMR6). Gene Ontology annotation, cellular component: nuclear envelope. The transcript is spliced from 14 exons. The record is from RefSeq and is a predicted model, not a curated record. Gene Ontology annotation, molecular function: phosphatidylinositol-3,5-bisphosphate phosphatase activity. Bases 45 to 1943 code for a protein of 632 amino acids. Gene Ontology annotation, biological process: dephosphorylation. NCBI's taxonomy places the organism in Eukaryota, Metazoa, Chordata, Amphibia, Anura, Hylidae.
UAAAUCUCCCGCUAUAUUUCUAACCCUGGGUAAUCCAUUUAAACAUGGCGGCUCCUUCACCGUUCCUUGCACAGUUUAACUCUCCACCACCUGCAUUGGUCAAGGUGGAGCAGGUGAAGUUAUUGGAUCGGUUUAGCCCGAGCAAUAAGUCGACUUCUGGAACCUUGUACCUCACUGCCACUCACUUACUGUUUAUAGACUCGCAGCAGCGAGAGAUCUGGAUAUUACACCAUCACAUUGCUGCCGUGGAGAAGCUCGCCCUCACUACUACCGGCUGCCCCCUAGUGAUUCAGUGCAAGAACUUCCGCGUGGUCCAUUUCAUAGUUCCCAGAGAGCGAGACUGUCAUGACAUCUACAACUCUCUGCUUCAGCUUUCCAGGCCUGUCAGAUACGAAGAUCUCUAUGCAUUUUCCUACAACCCUAAACAAAAGGAGGCAGAACGUGUUCUUGGCUGGCAGAGCAUUGACCUGAAAGAUGAGUACAAGCGGAUGGGGGUCCCUAAUGCUUACUGGCAACUCUCCGAUGUGAACCGAGAUUAUAAGGUGUGUGAGACCUAUCCUAGAGACCUGUAUGUGCCGGUUACUGCCAGUAAGCCAAUCAUUGUCGGAAGCUCAAAGUUCAGGAGUAAGGGCAGAUUCCCUGUGUUGUCGUAUUAUCACCAGGAGACACAGGUGGCCAUUUGCAGGUGUAGUCAGCCCUUGUCUGGUUUUAGUGCUCGGUGUCUGGAAGAUGAGCACAUGCUGCAGUCAGUCAGUAAAGCCAAUCCUGAAUGGAGGUCCAUGUAUGUAAUGGAUACUAGACCGAAGUUGAAUGCCAUGGCCAACAGAGCGGCCGGUAAAGGCUACGAGAACGCAGACAACUACUCCAACAUUAAGUUCCAGUUUGUUGGGAUUGAGAACAUUCACGUAAUGAGAUCCAGUCUGCAGAAGCUUCUGGAAGUUUGUGGAACAAAGAACUUAUCUGUAAAUGACUUCUUGAGUGGCCUAGAAAGCUGUGGAUGGCUGCGCCACAUCAAGGCCGUGCUGGACGCUUCUGUCUGGUUAGCAAAGGCUAUACAUGAUGAGAAGACCAGCGUGCUAGUACAUUGCUCUGACGGCUGGGACCGCACAUCACAAGUCUGUUCACUGGGAUCUUUACUGCUUGAUCCAUUUUACAGAACCAUCAAAGGAUUCAUGGUUUUAAUUGAGAAAGACUGGAUAUCAUUUGGACACAAGUUUGCAGACAGGUGCGGGCAGCUGGACAGUGACUCCAAGGAGAUCUCCCCAGUGUUCACACAGUUUUUGGAGUGUGUCUGGCAUCUGACUGAACAAUUCCCUCAGGCCUUCGAGUACAAUGAAGCGUUUCUUCUUCAGAUACAUGAGCACGUGCAUUCCUGUCAGUUCGGAAACUUCAUUGGAAAAUGUGAAAAAGAACGGGAAGAACUGAGAUUAAAGGAGAAAACCCAUUCCCUAUGGGCUCAUCUUCUGAGCGAGCGAAGCAAGUAUCAGAAUCCUAUAUUUGACUUACACUCCUUGAAGAACCAACCUGUUGUAGAACCAAACACCAUCCAUUUUAACUUCAAGUUUUGGAGGAACAUGUAUCACCAGUUUGACCUAGUGCUGCACCCCAGGCAGUCUCUCCCCAAUCUGCUCUUGAAGAUAUCUUCUGGAAACAAAGACUUGGAGGAGGAACUGAAACAACUUCAGCUGAAAAUCAGUAACAUUACGAAAGAAGGAGAAUACGCCAGCAACAGCUGCAUCAGCACCCAAGUGUCCCCAAAGCUGAAGGAGUCUUCUCAUUACAAGAAGAAAAAAGUUCUAGACCCUCUGCAGGAUCCUAAACAAACCGUAGAGGGCAGCACCACUGAAGACAACCGCUAUACCGACUACUCCCGGGAGAUUACCAAGGCCGAGCCCUCCAUCGUCAGCCUAGAGUUUGGCGUUGCAAAAAUGAGAGUUAGUUAAAGUACGACCACAAUGAAUAUGCCUCAUGUGUUUGGAAUGACCAUAGGGCACAGGGAGCGCCUCUGUCUUACGUAUGACUAAGCAUGGAUAGUGAUUGUCUAUGUGAGAAGAAGAGGAAGAGGAUAGGAAAAAGAAUAGGGUGAAUAUGAUUCUUAGACCAAUGGUAACAACCAAUGAGCAGGUCAUUGAGGGCCCUUAUAGGAUGCUGCUACUAUACAGGGUUAGAUCCAUGAAUGGUAUAUGCAGAAGGGUUCGGACCUUGCUUGAAAUUUCAGACAAGUGAAAUAUAACGUGUAGAUAAUAACGUUGCUGGAUCCAUAGAGAGACACUUUAUUAUAACCUAUAUGUCCUAUUCAACAGGUUCUAAAAGUUAUUUUUAUGGAGCCAAUUUUAGGGCCCCUGGCGAGUACCUCUGGAGUGUGUUUCACUUGUCCCGAUAGCUAUGUACAUAUGAUGUUUUAUAUAUUGCUGUGUAAUUGUAUUAAAGGGGUACUCCGGUGGAAAACCAUAUUUUUUUUUUUUUAAUUAACUGGUGCCAGAAAGUUAAA